Molecule: messenger RNA, 16250 nt
Organism: Parasteatoda tepidariorum (common house spider)
Lineage: Eukaryota; Metazoa; Arthropoda; Arachnida; Araneae; Theridiidae
Source: RefSeq, a predicted model, not a curated record
UGAGAACCACGAUUAUUUCGGCAUCUACCCGGUGUUUUCUUCCCGCCGGCACAGUUCAACAGAUUCUUCUCCGUUUAGCGAAGGGACUUUUCUGUAUGUUAACGGGGAGUUUUGUAUUGUGCGGUGUGGUAGAAGUUAUUCGGGGGUUUUGGAAAUAAGAACCGUUUUUUUGUUGUUGUUGUUUGUGUACUCAUUUUUUAUUUAUUUUUUUCUUGCGGGAAGUAGAAAAAAAAAUAUAAAAAUAAAAUAAUCUGAUAGAACAGGACUGGAAAUUUUUUUGUAAUUGACUUAGACCCCAUCAUACAACUUCUGAUGGCGGUUUUGAAACUGUUAUGGACUUUUUUGCUUUUGUGUUCUGUAGUGUAUGGGAAAUCAACUAGCUCAAAUUCACAGCAUGAUUCUGACUUAAUAUUUGAUGAACUAAAUAGUAUAAACAUUGAUAGUAAUUCACACUCCAACGCCAUUAGUCCCUUGUCCAGUCCCUUACAUACUCAUCAGGAUCGUUCACGUCUUCAUCACAGUCACCACCAUAAAAAGAAAAACAAGUCCAAAUCCAAUAAGACGCACAGUAAGCAAUGGGGGUCCUUCUUUGACGACGAGGACUUUUACAGGGACGCCGAAGAUGGCCCAUCCGGAGAGGAACUCUUCCCACAUAGUGGUGAAGGUGCUGCACCAGAAGUACAUCCAAUUGAUAAACCGACAACUACCUCGGGUGAAGGACCGUUUUAUUUCAGAGUCAGCCUUGCCAUAACAAAUUUACCUUAUCAGCCUGAAUUGGAACAAAAAACCUCAAAUGAAUUCAAAAGAAUAGCAGAGGAAAUAACGUUAGGUUUAGAAGGACUUUACAGGACAAUUCCUGGCCAACAGGCAGUUACAGUUCUAUCAUUCCAAAAACUACAUUCCACAAGAGACCGAGGUGCUCUAGUCCAAUUAGAUAUUGGUUCUCUUGGCAAUGAUAAUGAAGCAAGUAUUGAAAGAGUAUUGCGAGAUGCCAUAAAAUCUGGUUCCAUCGCAAGAUAUUCGAUUUCUCCAGAGAACUUCUCUGUUCGAGAGUUUGGUGAAGAUGCUGGAAGGUCUUUACAACCUGAGUCCUGUCGCAUUGAUGAAUUGAGUUGUUCGUCUGGUGAAUGCAUUAGUAUAGAAAAACGAUGUGAUGGUACAGAAGAUUGUAGAGAUGGGUCAGAUGAAGUUGGCUGCCUUCGGGGCCAAAGCUCUACUGUUCCGUCAAAUCUAUCUCCUAGUUGCCGUAGUGAUAAUCAAAUGAUUUGUCAUGAUGGAAGUUGCAUAGAUUCUGUUAGAAUUUGUGAUGGAGUUAAAGACUGCUCAUUUGGGGAAGAUGAAAUUAACUGUGGUAUUACAAGUUGUCCACCAGGCCAAUUUCAAUGUGAUGGCUCACGAUGUGUUGAAGAAAGAAAAAGAUGUGAUAGAAGACCAGAUUGUUCUGAUAGAACAGAUGAGCUUGAUUGCCCAGAUACCUCUGAUAGAGAAUGUCGUCCCGAUCAGUUUAGAUGUAGCGAUGGGCAAUGCAUCGAUUUAAGAUUUAAAUGUGAUCGUAAAUACGAUUGUCGUGAUGGGAGUGAUGAAAUCUCAUGUGAACCUAAAGUGUGUGAAGCAAAUGAAUUUCGAUGCGGUGAUGGUCAGUGUAUUAACUCAAAUUUACUUUGUGACAGAAAAUAUGAUUGUUCAGAUGGUUCCGAUGAAUUUUCUUGUGAACCUAAAGUGUGUCAAGCAAAUGAAUUCCGAUGUGGAGAUGGUCAGUGUAUUGACAAAAACUUACGUUGUGACAGAAAGUACGAUUGCACAGAUGGCACUGAUGAAUUUUCUUGUGAUUCCCAAACCUGUCAGAGAGAUGAAUUCCGUUGUUCAGAUGGUGAAUGCAUUAAUCUCAGUCUUAAAUGCAACAAUAGAUAUGAUUGUCGUGAUGGAUCAGAUGAGUUAUCUUGUGAACGUGUCGUCCCUGAAUGUAAAUCAGAUGAAUUCCAGUGUAGUAGUUCUGGCGAUUGCAUUAAAUUCUUCCAAAGAUGUGAUUUUGUUGCUGAUUGUCCCAAUGGUGAAGAUGAGAGCUUUUGUCAGGAUAUGCAAUGUUCUCCUGAUGAAUUUCGUUGCAAUGAUAAAACUUGUAUUGAAAGCGACCAACGCUGUGAUGGACGCUAUGACUGUCCUGAUUAUUCUGAUGAACAAAACUGCACUGGAGUUGUCUGUCCGUCUGGUCAGUUUCGCUGUGACAAUGGGAGCUGUAUUACUAUGUCUCUUCGAUGCGAUGGAAGGCAAGACUGUCCUGACAGAUCAGGUGCAGAUGAAAAAGGAUGUCCUUGCAGUCCAUCUCAAUGGCAAUGUGACUUUGGUCAGUGUAUUGAUAGAAGUAAAUUGUGUGAUGGACGAGUUGACUGUGCAGAUGAUAACUCAGAUGAGAGAGACUGUGCUAUUCCUGGUUGUUCUGCUGACAAAUUUCGUUGCAGUGAUGGUACUUGUAUACCUGCUUCACAGAAGUGUAACGGUGUGCGUGAAUGUAGAGAUGGUUCUGAUGAAAGGAAUUGCCCAUGUCCAUCUGACAAAUUCAUGUGUGCCAAUCGUUUCUGUAUUGACCUGAGAAGAAGAUGUGAUGGUUACAAUGAUUGCCAAGAUAGUUCAGACGAGAAAGAUUGUCCUGGAGAGUGUGAUGCCAACCAGUUUCGAUGUUCUGAUGGCAAAGCUUGCAUUGCUUUAUCAACAGUGUGUGAUCGUAAAUAUGAUUGCCCAGACGGUUCUGAUGAAGUUGAUUGCCGUAGACCUACAGCUCAGUGCCGGCGUGAUCAAUAUCGUUGUAGUGAUGGCAUGUGCUUAAAUAUCGCACAGAGGUGCGAUGGCAAUGUAGACUGCCCUGGCGGAGAAGAUGAAUCUGGUUGUGGAACUUGUCCAGAAAAUAUGUACAGAUGCUCUGAUGGUGCUUGUAUAAAUUAUAAGUUACGUUGUGAUGGCAAGUUUGAUUGUCGAGAUGGAUCUGAUGAAAACAACUGUGAUUUUAAGCCGGCUUGCCGUCUUACUGAUUUCACCUGUAGAGAUGGUACCUGUGUUAACCAAACUAUUAAAUGUGAUGGUGUGGUUCAUUGUCAAGAUGGAGAUGAUGAAAGCAUUUGCAGUCGAUGUGGUGUUGGAGAAUAUGUUUGUAACAAUGGUCAGUGUAUUGAAUCAAGACAAAGAUGUGAUGGUCGAAGCCAUUGCCCCAAUGGAGAAGAUGAAGCAGAUUGCCCAGUUGAGUGUCUAGUUGGACAAUUCCGUUGCAAAAAUGGACAGUGCAUCAAUGAACGACGCAAAUGUGAUGGACGACCAGAUUGUGCUGAUAGCUCUGAUGAAUUAGAUUGUGGAGUUUGCAAACCAGGUGAUGUUAUUUGCCGAGAUGGAAGUUGUGUUGAUGUAAGCAAACGAUGUGAUGGUAGGAAUGACUGCCCAGAAGGAAUAGAUGAAGCUAACUGUGAAUGUCAGUCAAAUGAAUUCCGCUGUGGUGAUGGUGCCUGCAUAAAUGAAAGAAGGCGGUGUGAUGGAUAUCCUGACUGCAGAGAUAGGUCAGAUGAAUCUAACUGUGAUGAAUGUGCUGAAAACAUGUUUAGAUGCGGAGAUGGUACGUGCAUUGAAAUUAAAAAACGUUGUGACGGACGUAGAGAUUGUUUUGACCAUUCUGAUGAGGAAAAUUGUGAUCCCAAAACAUGCAAUGCAGGAGAGUUUAGGUGUAACAAUGGAGAAUGUAUUGAUGAUUCACUUAAAUGCAAUCGUAAUUAUGAUUGUAGAGAUGGAUCUGAUGAAUUUAAUUGUGAAUCAAAGGCUUGUCAACCAGAUGAAUUUAAGUGUAAAGAUGGGGAAUGCAUCAAAAGUGAUUUAAGAUGCAAUCGCCGUUACGAUUGCAGAGAUGGAACGGAUGAGUUCGAUUGUGGACCUGAACCACAGCAACAAUGUUCGGCUUCUCAGUUCCGUUGUAACGAUGGCCAGUGCAUAGAUAGUGUAUUGAAAUGUAAUAGAAAAUAUGACUGCAGAGAUGGUUCAGAUGAAUCUAAUUGUGUUAUUGAAGCUUGCCAACCUACAGAAUUCCGUUGCACAAAUGGGCAGUGCAUAGAUUUAAGUUUAAAGUGCAACAGAGUCUAUGAUUGUCAAGAUGGUUCAGAUGAAACUACUUGUGCUCGCUGUCAACCCUCAGACUUCCAGUGUGGUGAUGGCUCUUGUGUAGACUCCCAAGUUCGUUGUGAUGGUCGAAAUGACUGUCCGGACCGUUCAGAUGAAAAAGAUUGUGGAUGCACACCUACUCAGUUUCAAUGUAAUAAUGGCGAAUGUCUGGAUAGCAGAUCUCGUUGUGAUGGUAUACCAGAUUGUGAUGAUGGUUCAGAUGAAAGAGACUGUCGGGCCUGUCAGCCUGGCCAAUAUGUAUGUGCGAAUGGCCAAUGUAUUGAGCGAACACAAAGAUGUGAUGGAACAUUCGAUUGCAGUGAUUAUUCUGAUGAAUCUGAUUGUGCCCCAGAAGGUGGUGUCAAUAUUAAAGUUUACCCAGAAAGGCAAAGUAUUAGACAAGGGAGAGAGGUAGUAUUCCGUUGUCGUGAUGAAGGAACUCGCAGGUCCCCUGUCAAAUGGAUACGUGCUGAUAACCGAGCGAUGCCAGAAGGCAGUUCUGAUAGAGGAGGUCGACUUACAAUGCCAAACAUUCAGCCUGAACAUAGUGGUGUUUAUAUUUGUACUUCUGCUAGUACCACUGGAAGCUCAUCUAGUUCACAGAAAGCAGCCUUCCUUACAGUACAACCAUAUGUUCCUCCAACAUCUCGUCCAACUCGACCACCAGGAGCAUGUGCCCGGUCUGAAGCUACAUGCCAAAAUGGUGACUGCAUUCCUUGGACUUAUGCAUGUGAUGGAGAUUUCGAUUGCACCGAUCGAUCUGAUGAACUUAAUUGUGAUUAUCAAUAUCAGUGUCAGCCUAAUGAAUUUCAAUGUGACAAUAAGAAAUGUGUAUUGAAAGUUUGGAGAUGUGAUGGUGAUAAUGACUGUGGAGAUAAUAGCGAUGAAAAAUCAUGCAGUCCUAAUCCUGCUGGCUCCCCUUGUAGGUAUGAUGAAUAUAGGUGUCUAUCUGGAGACCAGUGUAUUCCUAAAAGCUUCCAAUGUGAUGGAGAAUUUGACUGUCAAGACAAAUCUGACGAAAUUGGCUGUGCUUCCCCAACCAUAACUCAACCUCCACCUGAAACUUUAACAGUUGAAGAAGGUGAAACAGUGACCAUUGUUUGUACAGCAGUUGGCAACCCAACACCUAUCAUUAGCUGGCGUUUGAACUGGGGAAAUAUCCCACCUGGACCCCGUGUAUCUGUUACUAGUGAAAAUGGUCGAGGAACUGUUACCAUUAGAGAUUCCAGACAAAGUGAUCAAGGAGCAUGGAGUUGUGAAGCUAUUAACAGCAAAGAUAGCGUUCUGGCCAUUCCUGAUACUGUUUUGGUUGUGAAACCUAAAGCUGGAAUUUGCAGACCCCCACUUUUCAAUGAAAAAGCUGCUGUAUCUUCUGACUGCUUAAGAUGUUAUUGUUUUGGUGUAACAGAAACUUGUUAUAGUAGCAGUCUUCAUGUUACUUCUAUACCUCUUCAAACUGAGAUUGCAGUUGUUGCACUUCAAAAGGAUGGACGUGGUAAUUAUGAAGAUGUUGGUCAAAGAUAUCCACCAAAUCAAAAUGCCAUUCAGUAUAAUUCAGCAAACAGGGAGUAUAAAGUUGAAGGGCAUGUCAAAGGUGAUGCCCCCACUGACGUCUACCAUUACUGGAGUUUGCCACCUGAGUUCCUUGGAAAUCAACUGAAUAGUUAUGGUGGUUACAUUCGUUACAUCUUCAGAUACAGUGCUCCUUUUGUACCUAAUCCACCAAAAAUUGCUGAUUUCAUUUUGAAAGGAAAUGGUCUUACCCUUUAUCAUGUUGUAAAGCAACCAUAUGGACCUCAACGAGACAACAAUGUUGAAGUUAGAUUUUGGGAGGGUGAAUGGCAUAAAAAUGAAGAGGGAGGUCGUGGAGAUGUUCCCUCCGUUGAUGUUACUACAAGGGAAGAUAUUAUGAUGGUUCUGCAAAAUAUUGAAACCUUCUAUGUUCGUGCUAGUUAUGAUGAAGAAAUGAUUCAUUCCAGUAUUCUAAACUUCCGAAUUGACUCUGCUUCACUUGCUGAUCCCUCAGCUCCUCAAGCUGUUUAUGUUGAAAAAUGUUCAUGUCCUCAAGGCUAUACAGGAAAUUCUUGUGAGGAAUGCUCAGAAGGUUAUACCAGAAGAGAUACCGGCUCUGGUCUUGGAGACUGUGUACCAUCCAGAGUGCCUUGUAAUUGCCACGGACACUCUAGCCUUUGUGAUCCAGUAUCUGGAGAAUGCUUGAAUUGCCGCCACAACUCGGAAGGACGCCAGUGUGAAAGGUGUAAAAGAGGUUAUUUUGGUGAUGCCAGGCGGGGAACUCCUGAAGAUUGUCAACCCUGUCCUUGCCCAUUAAUAACUACUCCAAACCAGUUUUCACCUACUUGUGUUUUAGACACUGAUGGGCAAGUUACUUGUGAUGCUUGCCCUAUAGGUUAUGAAGGAAGACGCUGUGAGAGAUGUGGACCUGGAUAUGAUGGCAAUCCAAACGUUCCUGGUGGAAGCUGUAGAGUUCAUGGAGGGUUGCAAUGUGACCCUGUUGGAAGUUUAACUCCUGAUCCAAGUAGAAAUACUGGACUUUGCCAGUGCAAACAUCAAGUAACUGGUGCUCGAUGUGAUCAAUGUAAGCCACACACAUUCCAUUUAAAUUCAGAUUCACCUCUUGGCUGCAUUGAUUGUUUCUGUAUGGGAAUCACUGAAACUUGCUCUUCCAGCAGUUGGUAUCGUGAUGAGCUCAUGUUAAGUUUUACUGGUAGUAACGAAGGAGUCUCUUUGACCAAUAUUCUAAGGAGCUAUAACAUAAAUCAAAACCUUCUAGUUGAUUCUCGUAACAAGGAACUAGUUUUUAGAAAUUUUGCAACUCAACCUACUCAAACAUAUUACUGGAAAAUGCCUCAAUCAUUCCUUGGUGAUAAGGUCACUGCAUAUGGAGGGAGACUGAAUUAUACUGUUAUGUAUAUUCCUGGAAGUCGAGCAGAUCCUAACAUUGAUCCAGAUGUUCAGAUAAUGGGCAAUGGCAUUGUAUUAGUUUAUAGGCAUCCAGAACUGAUUCGUCCUUCAUCUUUACAUUCCAUUUCAAUACGAAUGUAUGAGACAUCUUGGCUGAGAUCUGAUGGUCAACCUGCAACAAGGGAACAUCUCUUAAUGACUUUGGCUGAUUUAGAUGCUAUCUUAAUAAAAGCUACAUAUACUGGCGGAACAACAUCAGCUAGUUUAGCCGAUGUGUCCUUCACCAUUGCAGUUGAUCGCCCAACAGAAUUGGGUAGGGCAUUAGCUGUUGAACAGUGCCGUUGUCCAAUUGGUUACAGUGGAUUGUCAUGUGAAGAUUGUGAUGCUGGUUAUACCAGGUCUGGAGCUGGUCUUUAUCUUGGUUUAUGUGAGCCAUGCUUUUGUAACAGCCAUUCCAGUGACUGUGAUCCAGAAAGUGGAAUCUGCAAAAACUGCCAGCACAACACUGGCGGUGAUUUCUGUGAAGAAUGUUUAUCAGGAUAUGUUGGUGAUGCUAGCGGUGGCACUCCAAAUGAUUGUCAGCCUGCUAUAGAAACUUCUUGCAAGUGUGAUUCUCGGGGUAGUCUUGGCUUAGAGUGUGAUUACCGUAACAACUGUCCUUGUAAGCCAAAUGUUCAGGGAAGGAACUGUAAUAGGUGUAAAGAAGGCUUUUUCAACCUUGAAUCUCGAAAUCCUGAAGGUUGUGCUCCCUGCUUCUGUUUUGGAGUUACACAGCAAUGUAGCAGCAGUUCUUAUUAUAGAAGCCAAAUUGCAAUGAGGUUGGAAGACCUUUCUGAUCCGUACAAUCACAACUUCCAGCUAACUUCUCGAUUCAGAACACGAACAAUCACCGAAGGAAUAAUAGUUAACCCUAGUCAAAAUGAAGUCAGUUUCACUUCUUUCCCAAGAGAACCUGAGCAGACAGAAACUUUAUUCUGGUCUUUACCCGCUCAGUUCCUCGGUAACAAAUUGGCAUCAUAUGGUGGCAAGUUGCGAUAUACUCAACAGUAUUUAGCUGGAGAUGGAGGCGAUCUGUAUGCUGAUGCUGAUGUGGAAAUGACAGGAAAUGGUAUUUCUGUGUUUUAUGUAAACAUCCCUACUCUUAAUCCCCAAGAAGUACGAACAUAUGAGAUUGAAUUGAGAGAGACUAACUGGCAAAGAGUGGACUCUCGAGGACCUACAUCUGCCACUAGAGAGGAUUUCAUGAAAGUCUUAGCCAAUGUUGAAGCUCUUUUGAUUCGAGCAUCAUUCCAUAAUAGGAUGCACCAAACAUUGUUGAGAGAUGUACAGAUGGAUACUUCUGUACCACAGAGCACAGGUCAAGGACUUGCAACAGAAGUUGAACAAUGUGUUUGCCCACCUGGAUAUAUUGGCUUGUCCUGUGAGGAAUGUGCCCCUGGAUAUAUACGAGAUGCUAGUGGUCCUGGGCUAGGACGAUGCACAAGAUGCAAUUGUAAUGGUCACUCAGAGUCGUGUGAUGCAACAUCAGGCAGCUGUGUGAGAUGCAGACAUAACACGAUAGGUGAAAGCUGUGAGAGAUGUGCUGAUGGAUUUUAUGGAGAUGCAACCAGAGGUACACCGGAAGACUGUAAACCAUGUCCUUGCCCACUUACUACACCACCAAAUCAAUUUUCUUUGACUUGUUUCCUGGAUAAUGAUGGUCAACCAACUUGCAAUGCUUGUCCUGCUGGCUAUAUUGGCCGACAUUGUGAAAAAUGUGCUGCUGGAUACAGAGGAACUCCAGUUCAACCAGGUGGAAGGUGUGAACCAACUGGAGGACCAGUUGAAAUCAACCUAUUUGUUGAACCCACAAGUCUCGUAAAGAAAAUUGAAGAUGAUGCGAUAAUCCAUUGCAAUGUGACCAGUAAUAAACCAUUUAGAGUUAUUUGGCUACAUAACAAUGACACAAUAUUUUCAUCCCGGUCAGGAAACGUUAUUAAACAUACCGCCGAUGGAAGCACCUUGCGUAUUCCUAAAAUUGCUAAACAUCACCAGGGAUUGUACACUUGUCGAGCCAUAUCUAAAAACAGAAGUAUCCAGAAAGUAGCAAAGCUUACAGUUUUGGGUGUGAGUCCAACUAUAAGAGUAAGAGUAGAAGAACCAAGAACUCAACGUGUUCCUGUUGGAGCAACUGUUACAUUUAGGUGUACUGGAGUCAGCCAAGUCAGUGAUGUAACAUACACUUUAGUUUGGACAAAAGAAGGUGCUGCUAUGCCAGCUCAAGCAACUGAAGCUAGUGGUGUAUUAUCAAUACCAAAUGUUAGACCUGAAGAUACUGGUACUUAUAUUUGCACUGGAUCUGACCUUACAAGUGUUGCCCAAGACCGGGCAACUCUUUUAGUUGAAGGCACAGGAAGACCAACACCGCCCAGAGUUACAAUUGAACCUCAUUUCCAAGAGGUAAAAGUUGGUGAUCCAGUAGAGUUCCGCUGUGUUGCUGAAGGAUUUCCUGAGCCACAACUUCGGUGGACUGGUGGUCGUAACAAUCAGCUCAAUCCUCAGGCUACUUUUGUGGGUGGCUUUUUCCGCAUUCCAUCUGCACGAAAGAGUGAUGAAGCUGAAUAUUUCUGUUCUGCCACAAAUGCUGCUGGAUCCGAAUCUAUGAGAACUGUUUUACUAGUGAAAGGAGAUGAUGUAGGAGGUGGGGAAGAACCACAACUGACUAUAACACCAUCUACUUAUGAAGCUCAGAGACUGGAAACUGUGAAAUUUCAAUGCCGAGUUACUGCCUCUCCGACACCUUCCAUCACAUGGUCGUUCUCAGGAGGUCAGUUACCUGAAGACAGCAGUCAAAUGGGUGGUGUCUUGACACUUCCCAGAGUCACAGAGACUCACCAGGGUGUGUACGUUUGCACGGCAAGCAAUGUCCAUGGAACAGCCCAGGCACAAGCUCGAUUACUGAUUGGAUCCCGUCGUAGUCCUCCAACUGCUAGAGUUGAACCAGAAAGGCAAACUAUAAUGCAAGGUUCAUCUGGUGAACUCAGAUGUAUUGUCAGUGGUAUUCCUAAACCUACUGUUAAUUGGAGCAAAGUUGGUGCUGAUUUGUCCAAUCGCCAUAAGAUACAAGAAGAUAAUUUAUACAUCUCAGAAGUUACAGUAGAAGACAGGGGUUUAUAUGUUUGUCGAGCUGAGAAUCGGGAUGGAUCUGCUCAAGCAUCAGCUAUAGUGGAAGUUGAAAGACGAGAAGUGCCAUCUAUAGAACUUUAUCCUGAAGCUACUCAAACAAUAAUUCGGGGUGGCAGUUGUCUCUUCCAAUGUAGAGUAACAGCAGGGAUACCUACUCCAACUGUAGAAUGGGUCAGAGCUGAUGGUAGUCCUUUCACUAGCAGCACAGAGAUUCUGAAUGGUGGGGUUAUUAGGUUUAACAAAGUAACUGGAGAUGAAGAAGGUACAUACAUUUGCACUGCUGAAAACUCAGGAGGAAGAACAACUGCACAGGCUGUUCUUCAAAUUCAAGGUGCACCAACUGUCAAAAUUACUCAAGCUAACCCAUACCGUGUAAGACCUGGAGAAACUGUUAGGUUUGAAUGCUUAUCAGAAGGUGAUCCCAGACCAAAUGUGUCUUGGAGAAAGUUGAGGCAUCCUCUUGUUUCUUAUGCUGCUGCAGAAGAAUCUGAAGACGGUAAGGCUAUCUUGGAAAUACGAAGAGUCUCCCAAAGUGAUUCUGGAGUUUAUAUUUGUUCUGCUCGCAACACAGCUGGCAUUACAGAAGAACGCAUCCAGCUAAUUGUUGAAGAAACAGAUUCAGUUGUACCAGAAGUAAUGGUUGAGGAUAGAGUUACUACUGCAACUGUAAACAGCAGUGUGGAACUCCGUUGUUUUGUUAGAGGCACUGACAGGGAUGUCUAUUUGAAAUGGACCAGAACAGAUGGUGGACAAAUGCCUGUUAAUCAUAGAUUGCAGGAUGGAAUAUUAAUCAUAUCCAAUGUCCAACCUGAUGAUGCUGGCGAAUAUUCAUGUCUUGGCAUAGUUGAAGGAGACAUAAUUCUUUUCACGGCCAGAGCUCGUCUAGCAGUUGUUGCUCCUCCUAGAAUAAUAUUAAAUCCACCUCGACAAACAGCAAGACCAGGUGAUGUUGUUCGCAUACAGUGCUCUGCUAUCGGGGAUCAACCCAUAUCCAUUGACUGGAGUCGCAUAGGAGGCAAUUUAGCACCUAGCAUGGUGCAAGGUGGAGGAGUGUUGACAUUCCAAGGCAUUACAGCUAAUGACGCGGGAAGAUAUCUAUGUACGGCAGUGAACGCAGCUGGAAAAGCUGAAGGAGUAGCGGAAGUUAUUGUUAAUGAAGAAUCACCCCUUGAUUAUGUGAGGAAAGAAGAAACUGCAUUUGUUGGAUCUAAUGCACAGUUGAAAUGUGCAGUUUCUGGAUCUCCUGCACCACAGUUGGAAUGGAGUAAAGAUGGAGGACCUUUACCAGAAAAUGCAAGAGUUAUCAAUAAUGAACUGUGGUUGAGAGAUCUUCGAAUGGAAAAUGCUGGUCGAUAUAUUUGUACUGCCACUAACAGUGCUGGACGUACAAGAGAUUAUGUUAUUCUCAAUGUCAGAGCUGUACCUACCUUGGAAGUGAAGAUUGAAGCUAACAAAGACAUUGUAAAUAUGGGUGAUACUCUUGACCUCCGAUGCAAAGUAACAGGAGAUACUUCUGCUCGAAUUUCGUGGUACAAAGUUGCUCAAGAAGGACCCCUUCCAGAAAAUGUCAGAAUUCGUGGGCCUAUUCUGGUUAUCAAUGGAGUGAUGCCAGAAAAUGGUGGGGUUUAUCGAUGCAGUGUUGAGAGUUACGUUGGAACAUUCAACGAUGAUUAUGUUCUUGCUAUGCAAGUUCCACCCACUCUUACUCCUGAUUUAGUUGAGACUCGUACUGCACCGUUCGGCUCAACGGUUGUAAUGGACUGUAAAACAACUCUGGACCCUCCAGUUGCUUACACAUGGUACAAACAAGGUGGUAUUUUGCCUUCUGAUGCAACUGUUAAUGAAGGUCAAUUAACAAUUGCUGAUGUCAAAGGUGAAGAUGCAGGAACAUAUAUUUGUACAGCUAGAAGUCAUGUAGGAACUAUUGAUAUCCCUAAAAUUUUGAUUGUCACAGGAGUGGUUCCUUACUUCUCACAGACUCCAUUGUCUUACAUGAAGAUGCCUACAUUAGCAGAUGCUUAUUUAGUCUUUGAAAUAGAAUUGGCUUUCAAACCAGAAAGCAUGAAUGGUCUCUUAUUCUAUAAUGGUCAAAAACAACAAGGUGAUUUUAUUGCUUUGGUUCUGAACAAUGGAUAUGUUGAAUUCCGAUUUGAAUUGGGUUCAGGUCUAGCUACUAUACGAAGUACUGAACCAGUUGCAAUGGGAAAAUGGCACGUUGUACACAUUGCCAGAGACAGGAAGAAAGGUACUUUGAAAGUAGAUAAUCAGCCAGAAGUCACAGGAGUAGCUCAAGGCAGGUUCUUGGGACUUGAUUUAGUACAACCAAUGUAUAUAGGUUCUGUUCCUGACUUUUCUGCUAUAGAGCAAAAUGCUGGUGCAACUAGAGGAUUUAUUGGCUGUAUCAGCCACUACAAAACUGGAAAAGUGGUACACAACUUACUUCGAGAAGCAGAGGCCUAUGGUAUAUCAACUUGUGAAACAUGUUCCAGAAAUCCCUGUCUUCAUGGAGGAGUGUGUCAGGAAGCAUUGACAAUGGUCGGCUACAACUGCAUAUGCCCACCUGGCUUUUCUGGUCGGGACUGUGAAAAAGUUGGUGAAGCUUGCUAUCCUGGAGUGUGUGGAGAAGGAAGAUGCUUUAAUAAACCCGGUGGGGGAUUUGAAUGCUUUUGCCCCAUGAGGAAAUCUGGCCUUCGAUGCGAGAAAGAUAUAAUCAUCGUGGAGCCAGCAUUUUCAGAUGAUGCAUAUGUCGCCUAUCCCACACCGAAUGCGCUGACUACUCUGAAACUGAAUAUGAAAAUAAAACCACAGAAUACUGAUGAUUGUUUGAUUGCCUAUUGUGCUCAUACUGAAGAUGGAAGUGGCGAUUUCACUUCAAUCGCUAUCAAAAAUAAGAGCGUUGAGUUCAGAUUUGACAUGGGAUCAGGACCUGCUAUUAUUCGCAGCCAUGAACCUAUUUUACAAGACGAGUGGUUGAGCAUUGUAGCCGAAAGAGAUAUGAGAGAGGGUUCACUUAUUGUGAAUGAUGGUAUUGCUUCGAAGGGAAUGUCGCCAGGUGUCAGCAGAGGACUCAAUUUGCACACACCAUUUUAUUUUGGUUCUGUUGACAAACAUAGAAUAAAUAUCUCACCCUUUACAGAAGUAACGCAUGGUUUUGAAGGCUGCAUUGCUCAUGUUGAAGUGAAUGGAGUUGAUAUAGAUCUAGUGAAUUCAGCCAUUGAUUCUUCAAAUGUUGAAGAUUGUGGUGUCAGAACACCCUGUGAAACUAAUCCAUGUUUAAAUGAAGGUAUUUGUGUUGAAGAUGAUGGUGCCCCUCGAGGAUAUGUUUGUGAAUGCAGAGAAGGAUAUAGUGGUACCAACUGUGAAAUUGAGACAGAUUUAUGUAGUUUAAUAGAUCCUUGCAAAAAUGGUGGCACUUGCAUAGGUGCUGGAAAUUCCUAUAAAUGCAGUUGUCCCAUAAAAUUCAAAGGCACAAACUGUGAAGAGCCUUCACAAUUUGAUGAGAGAGCAGCAUUCCAAGGAGAUGGUUAUAUUUCACUUGAUACAGACCUCUUACCUCACACUGCUAGUGCCAAAGAUGAAGUAAUCAGCUUCAGUUUCACGACAACCAGUAUUGAAGGUCUACUGCUGUUUCACGGACAAAAACCAGAAACUGAUGGUAAAGGACAAGACUAUCUUGCAGCAGCCAUAGUUGAUGGUUAUCUGGAAUUUAGCUAUGAACUAGGAAGUGGUGCAGCACAAAUAAAAUCACCCAUCAAAGUAAGCGAUGGUAAAGUCCACAAUGUGAUCCUCAAAAGAACUGGAAGACAUGGAAGUUUAGAAUUAGAUGGUCUACAUCAACAAUUUGGAGAAUCAAAAGGAAUUUUGCAAAUGCUAAAUACUGAUGGUGAUAUCUUUAUUGGCGGAGUUCCUAAUCAUCAGCUGAUGACUGCUGGGAAAUAUCCACAGGGUCUAAUUGGUUGCUUAUGGGAUUUGGAAAUCGAAGACUCUGGACCCAUCAAUAUGUAUGAUAGAGCAAAAGCUGGAGCUAAUGUUCAAGACUGUGAUGAUUUUGAAGCCAGUGGUGAGUUUCUGGAAGAACUAGAAAGACCUUUUGUACAAAAAUAAAUUGUAGCAGAAUAAUCUAGCCAUUUGAAUGUAAUAAAAAAAAAAAGCACAUUGGACGCAUAUUAUACUAACUUUCCUCUGAAAGCAAUUUUGUAUAGGGGUCAUUUAGUGGCUAGUCUUUGUAAAACUUCCUUCAAGUCCAUGCAAAUAUUGCCUCUAACAUUGCCGUGCAUAUUUGAAAGAUGAGCUCCGUGUGAGGACCAUCACUGUGGAAACUUUUCCUUAAAUGCACACAUUUGAACUUGUUUUGUGCUUUGCAAAUUUUUAUGUCAGCUACUAAGAAGAUGGAUCAUUCUUUUGGCAAAAAAAACUACUUACUUUACCAUUUAACUCAUGUGAAUAUUGAAAAGCAAUGAACUCUGAGAUGCCAACUAUUAUGGAACUUUCAUAGUCGCUAAAAAUUUGACUCUUGUUUCAGUGCUGAAUCAUUAAAUUUUAGAAUGUCGAUUUUCAUUUACUUUAUUGCUUGGAGAAAAUUAACUCACAAGAAUAAUGCUUUUUAUUUUUAAAUAACUCUCUAUCGUCAGAUAGAGUUUGCAGAGUGAUUUAUAAAAUGUACUACCCUCUAAGCUUAUACAGGGUUUAACAAAACUAACGCCUACAAAUGUAAAGAGUGAUGAAAUUUGCCAAAACAAACAAUUUUCAUCGUGUGAUGGGGGUCAACAAACAUUGAGCCAUGAGCCAGUUCUCACUGGCUUGGUGAAAAUGUAUAAUUUGAUGAAAGCCAAUAAUAAAAGUUAAAGAAUAGCUAUUAUUAAAUACUUUUUACAACAAAUGCUCGAAUCAGCAGGCUGUAGCUUCAAUGCAGGCUUCUCAAUUGUGACUAAGUAAAUCAUGCAGACAUUGGAAUAUUCCUGUUGUUUCACCAUUGUCUGUAGAUGGGAUGCUGAUUUGGAUGACCAUGUCCCAGUGGCUCUUUAGGUAUUUUGUAAAGGACCUGUUUUAGGUACCUCCAGAGAAAAACAAAUUGAGGCAGAACAAAAUUGGGAGAUCUGGAAAACUAUGAGGCCGGUAUAUUCCAUCUAUUCGGAAAGGCUAAUAUCUAUGUAGUGUGACCAAAAAGGCAUUCUUUUGUCACUUUGCUCUCGGAUCUAAAAUUGUAGAAUGAAAAUGGCUUGUUUUGGCGAGUUUUGUCACUCCUUGAAGUUAUGACCAUUAGUUUUGGAGAAAACUAUAUAUUUGAAAUAAUUGAAUAGGCAAUCUUUCAAUGUUGAAAUUGUUUGUGUGUUCAAUCCUUUGUCAUACACUGCUGAAUAAGGUAAUUAUACACCCUGAUUUAAUUAUGUAAGCUUUCUAACAAAACUAAAUCUGAACUCAUUUUGACUUAAAUCUUUUUUUUAAUUUAUUAUUUUGACUCUGAAAAAAAAAUCUAAUAGUUGGCAGUCUUUAAUUUAGCGCUCUACUUAAAACUAACUUGGGUAUGAAUUAUCUUUGUUUGCCUUUUAAAUCUAUACAAGUGCAAAAGUAUUAUUGUUAUAUUUGUUAUCGAUUCAUGUUCACUGCCAUGUUUAUUAUUUUUUUUCUUUUUCAUUGUUAACUUAGUUGUGUUGUCUGUGUUUGUCUCAUUCAUAUGGUGCUACAAACAUUAUUAUUAUUCAUUCUGUUAAAAAUGGAAUGAAGAAGCUAAAAUCUUUAUUAAGCAGUGUAGAUUUUUUGUUAAUACAUAUGUUGUACAUGUGUUUUUAUUUUGUUAUUUUUCUUUGCCCAGUGAUAAAAAAAAAUUAUUGUUCAAAUUUUGAAGAUGAAUUUAUUCUGUUUUAUUUUUUAAAAAAGAAAUCAGUUCUCUGCCCAUUUAAAUCAUAUGAAAAAGUACUUCUGCUGUUUGUUUUUCUGUGUAUUGUCAAUCAUGCUUGUUGUUGGUCAGAGGUGCAACAUGUGAAUUCUUUAUUUAAGAAAAAGGUCUGAAAUAAAGUUGACUUUAUUUA